Haliotis rubra (blacklip abalone) is the source of this 4722-nucleotide messenger RNA. Its product is annotated as solute carrier family 45 member 3-like. Gene Ontology annotation, biological process: transmembrane transport. Lineage: Eukaryota; Metazoa; Mollusca; Gastropoda; Lepetellida; Haliotidae. Gene Ontology annotation, molecular function: sucrose:proton symporter activity. The transcript has 3 exons. Gene Ontology annotation, cellular component: membrane. Bases 444 to 2171 code for a protein of 575 amino acids. The record is from RefSeq and is a predicted model, not a curated record.
UGGUAGUGCACAAACGGUACUUUCCAUGUCAUCAAAGCUGUCACAGUACGGAGGCAUCGGAGCGUGUACAGAGAAUCACUUUAUUUGGAUCAUGCCAUGUGAUUAAUAACUGAGUCAGCGAUGUUGAGGUGAUGAAACUGAAAUGACAUGGAAAUGUCACAUCAUGGACCAAACCUUGACAACUACCUCGCAUAACUGAGUCAGAUGCUACAACUCUGUGAGAAGUCAUCCAAAGGCAAACAAGACAACUGUUCACCCAUAACAUGGUGACUUUGUUUCUUUGAUGUAGUUACUGUGAGACAGUCUGAUAGGAGAGAGUCCUCAAUGAAACAUGCAUCAUAUCAAACAGUUACCUCAAUGUGAACAUCAUAUGCACAUCAGCAUGAAACAGUUGAUUCCCAAGGUUUGAGAAGCAGACGUGUAGCUCCUGAACAGACAUCAACAUGAUGGAGGCAACUGACAACCCGUCUGGGGGAUCCGGCAGGAGAACUGCCUCCCUCACCGUCACACAGAUCCUGCUGCUAAAUUCCGUGGUGUGUGGAGUUGAGAUCUGUGCCUGUGCAGGCUUCACAUAUAUCCCACCGAUGCUGCUCAAGGUGGGCUACUCAGAAGAGACCAUGAGCUUCAUCUUAGGUCUAGGUCCUCUCCUAGGAUUUGUCAUUGUGCCCGUCCUGGGACGAGCCUCUGAUCACUGCCACAGCUUUUACGGUCGUCGUCGCCCUUUCAUCUUUGCCUUGUCAAUGCUGUUACUUGUGUCAUUAUAUAUGAUUCCAUUUGGUGAGUACUUCAUGACAGUGAUAUUUGGCUACUCUCACCUGAGUAAGGUAUUGGGAAUGUGGUGUCUGACUCUGGGCUCGGUGCUGCUGGACUUCACUAGCCAGGCCUGCCUGACGCCCUGCGAGGCCCUACUCAACGAUGCUUCCAUGGACACAGGGCAACAUGAACGUGUGUUCUCCAUCUACUCCUCUAUGGUGUCCCUAGGAGGUGUCUUUGGUUACCUACUCACAGCAAUAGAUUGGAAGUCUAAUUCCCUAGGCGUCUACUUUGGCUCGCAGGAGGCCUCCAUAUUCUCAAUACUAAUUGUUGUGUUCACUAUAUUAUUAGCAGCCACUCUUAUAGUCGCUGAGGAGAGACCAUUGUCAUCCCUGGGUCGGCAGAACUCAUUGUCAGACAUGGAAGGAAGUUUUGGGAAUUCUAAAGCUCAAGAAUCUGGCUACAGCAGUUCCUCCUCAGAAGACGUCCCGUCUAGUAUUUUAUCAAAUCAUAAGGCCAACUUACAGACUUCUAGUCCACUGCGGUCUGAAUGGAGAAGCAGAGCAUCACAAACCAGAUCAAAAUUGCGUUCUGUGAUUUUUGGAUUUUUUACUCGUGGUCGCUUCUUGUCAAGCGUUUGUGACUGUUUUAGACUGGUUUCCUGUGGGAUAUUUUCUCUGUUGCCACAACAACUGAAACAGGUAUUUGACGUUCCAAUUGUCCUGAGAUACCUCACGAUAGCCCAUUUCUGUUCUUGGACAGCUCUUAUGGGCUUCAACCUGUAUUUUACCGACUUUGUAGGACAGGCAGUAUACAACGGCAACCCAAAUGCCCCUGAAGGCUCCCCCAAUGAGAACCUGUACGAUGAAGGAGUGAGAAUGGGCAGCUGGGGGUUGUUGCUGCAUUGUAUUACAUCAGCAUCUUACGCAUUUUUCAUCGAGAAACUGGUAGACAAGUAUGGAUCUCAGCUGACUUAUCUAGUAGGAAUGUCAUCCUUCUGUUUUGCCAUGAUGGGGAUGGUGCUCUUCAGGAAUGUGUACAUUGUGAACAUUAUGGCUGCCUUUACAGGAUUUGCAUAUGCCACAGUCACAACUAUUCCUUUUAUUUUAGUGUCAAAGUAUCACAUCGAUAAAGAGAUUUACUUCUUUGAUGUCAUGUCCAGUAACGGUCAGUCUUUGUCUGCACGAGGAAUAGCCACGGACAUGGCUGUGCUGGACUCUGCCUACUUCCUUUCCCAGGUGGUGCUGGCCACUGCCAUGGGCUACAUCGUCCACAUCACCGGCACUGUCUACGCCUACAUGGUGUGCGCUGGCGUCAUGGGACUCCUGGCUUGUUUCUUUAUACAAAAAGUCAUCAUAUCUAAGUCUGACGUGCGAGCCCUACAGAUGGGGGAGAGGCAACACAGUAUCUUCAGCUGACCUGAAGCCCAUUAUUAUACUUGGUAGACAUUUUAACAAUAUAGUGGCAUGUUAUAUGUACAACUGUAUAUCAGACAUGGGACAGAAAACAAUGUCUAUUACUAUUCCAAAAUAGGUAGAUUCUUUGUUCUUUGUCAACAGGGUUCGUCUACUCUUGACUGUCUUGUACACCCUGGGAAUAUAUACUCAUGGGAAAUAAUAACACAACCAAAGAUUUUUGUUAGCGAAAUAUGUCACUGAUGUAUCUAGUACGUAUUAAUUAUACUGUCUAAUGGUAUUUUGUCUUUGGGGUACAACGAAAUAACAUACAAGUUAUGAAUAAUCUUUAAAGCAGUUUCCUAGUUUUAAUUCUUAGUGUUGUCAUGGAAACUAAUAUUUUUUAUUCCACACUGAAUUUCUUUUAUUUAAUAGGUUUCUCUUUGGGGCCUACUUAAACCUGAAAUAUAUGUUAUAUCAACCUGCUGUGCAGAGUUACUUCCCUUAGUUGUGCCAGGAGUGAGGUUUGAAUCCCAGAUGUCUGGUCUGUUUCCUGGUUUGUCAGCAUUAUAUGUGGUUAAUGUUUAUGUCCGCGUCCAGAUAUAUAUGGUACAGCUGUCUUUACUAUGUUAUACUGACAUGAGGGUACACUGCUAAUAAUAUUCAGCAUGGGAAAAGGAAGCAUAAAUAUAGUUUUUGUAUUAGAUAAAUUGUAUAUAUAUGAUUAUUUGACCAAUGGGGAUAUAGGAACUGUGUUAGUGAUAUUGUAUUGUCUGUAUGUUUGUAUAAUGGCGGGAUAAAUGGAGAUUAACCUUGUGUGAGUUAAUGUACUGCAGAUAGAUAAACUUGCAUCGUCUUUGUGUUCAUGCAUUUUAUGCAUCCAGUAUUUUUACCCAUCAGAAGCUCUAUCAUGCAGCAUGUGUAUUCAUGCAUGAGAAGUAUUCAUAUCCAUCGGAGAAGCUAUCUUGCGGCAGAUGUAACUUUAUGCAUCUUUUUUAGUUUCGUAUGCGAUAUUGUGCAUAUGAGGACAUCAGAAUGAUGAUACAUCUAAGUCCAAUGCAUAAUACUGUUUGUUGAUACCUAAUUGCAUUUUUUAUCAUUUUGUGAAAGGAUAUGUCAACCUUCCACAGCAAUACUUACUUCAAAUUUAACUGAACUUAACUGAAGGCCAAACCACUUUUAUUUCUCGUUUUACAGAUCCGUCGGUCAUAUUUUUUUCAAGAAUAAGAAAAAUAAUAAUAAUUAAUUUUCCCUGCUCAAACAAUAAGAUCCUAACGUUAAUGUAAUAUAAGUGAAAUACCCUUGAAAUCGGUAAGAAACUUAAAUUCACUCAACUUACUUUUGAUAUAAACAAACCAAAAGUAUUAACAUGGAAACUCAUGUGGAUUUUUGCUUUGACUGGUGAUAUUUUUUAAAUAAUUUUUCCCUCCUGCCUUUAGGUUUUCUGUGGACAAAAAUCCGUAAAACAAGAAAUAAAAUUGGUCUGACCUUAACAUCAUGUUUGUAUCAAUACUGAAAGUGCUGGGAUGAUGAAGGAGACAACAAUAUUUUAGUGAAUCUGUUAACGCAGCAAAAGUAAAGUGGAGGCCCUCUAUUUUGUUCGCAGUUUAGGUUGAUGUACGAAAUUGUUGAGAAACUCCCCAAACCUCAGACAUGUUGGCAAUAUACUUACAUACGUACUGUGGCCACAGUGCCACACAUAACAGCUGUAAUAUGGUCUGUCUCAAUUAGGUUUGUAACAGCUGACUAAAUACAUCCCAGCUUACCAUCAAUAGUUGACACUGACACCCAACUUCAGCAUCUCCUCUACCAUAAAUAGUCAUAAUGAAAUUAAAAUAACAGUCAUCAAAUUUUCCCUAUAGUUGUGACCUAAAAUCCAAUUGGCUUGAAGAUGUACUUCUUCAUCCAGAACUGGUUCAGGGACCCUAUCCACAAAGCAGUCCUAGCACUACGCCAUUCAUAAGCCAGAGCUAAAGUUUUGAGUUAUGAUGGGUCGUACACUUUUUGGAUCAGGACCGAGGAAUAUAUAGAGGCAAUUCUCUCUACCUCUCUCAACUGCCAACUACUGUGCUGAAUCAGGGAUGUGGCAGGUUGUUUAGCUUUGUCCUCAUCUCAAAUAAUGCAAGCAAGCGUAAACAGGAUGGUCACCAGUCCUUAACUUGUCCUUGGUCAUCCCUGCUCGUCACACACUCCCUGACAACACAUCAAUCAGAGCCUGUGACCUCCGUGUUCAUCUCCCACAGGCUGCUGCUGCUGCUGCUGCUGAUACUACACAAUAUAUUUGUAUAAACAGAGGAGUUUCUAUUUUUCUUAUGUAUUUUGUUGUCUUUUGUGAUGUGUUAUGAAGUUCAUUAUUAUAUUUUGGAUAUAUUAUACAUAUACAUGCAUGUUAAAUAUUGUUAAUGUGUUCACUGACUGUGUUGAUGGAUAGUGUUAAAGUGUACAGCAGGAAUAGCAAGUCGUGUGACCUCCCAUCCUGACCUCCUCCUGUGGUGACAUCCCUCACAGUCCCAGCUGGGCUAGGUACUGCAGCUCACUGCAUACAUUCAGCAGUAGAAACAACCCUUAGCACAAA